AUUAUUACUCUAAACAUUUUCGCUUGUUUAUUAAUAGGAUAUAUUGAUGUUAUGAAAACAAGAACGAUUUAUUACUUUCAAGGAAAAGUUUUAAAUUCAUGAGAAGAAUAAACUAUGCUGCUUGUGUUGGAACUACACAGUGUUUCAUCUCUAACAUACAUUUCGAUAUAUCCAAUUGGACAGCUAGUUCAGAAAACGGUCACUCUAGCAAUAUAAUGGCCGAUGUGGAUGUGUUUAUAAGUAAUUAUACAAUCAUCGAUCCAGAAAUUUACCAGCUAUGGAUCGAAGGCUUCUCCUCCAGCGAGGCGGUGUCCUAUCUGAAACAGAAGGGUUUUGGUCACUCCAUGGGCGCUCCCAGCGACCUGAUUGCAUCGGAUGUACUGGAUCAUUACCGCACCUAUUCCCUGAUUGAACUAUACCUAAACGCACCCACCAAACUGAUGGAGCAAUCCUGCUUCCAGCUGGAGCCACAAAUGCGUGACCUUAUCACCGAGAAGUACUAUUCCAUCGAUGAUGUGGUGGCUCGCGAAAUUCUUGGCAAGAAGCUGUCGUCCCGCUACCGCAAGGACCUCGACGAGGUGGCCGAGAAGACGUGCGUCAAGCUAAAAUCAGUUCGCCGACAAUUUGACAACGUAAAACGCAUUUUUAAGGCAGUCGAGGAAAUGCCGGGCACGUUAACCAACAACAUCAAGCAACACUUCAUCAUAUCCACCGAUCUAGCCAAAAAGUACGCCUGCAUUGUUUUCCUGGCCUGCCUGCGUUUCGAAACCACCAAAAAAAAGUUGCAAUACCUGAGCUUCAGUGAUUUGUUGACCUGCUCCCAUGCCAUCAUGAUCUACUGGACGUAUACUUACCAGCACACUGGACCGGAGUACUAUGAUACCGAAAUGGACAAAGAGUUUCUCUUGGACCUGCGGGAGUUGCGCUGUCUACUCGACAAGGAAAAGGAGAUUAAGCACCUCGUCUGCAUGCGCCUCAAACCCGUUCUUCUCGAGCGCGCCUUUCACGAACUGGAUGGCAACUUUCGUUCUUACUGGCGCGCCCUGAUCACCAUCGCCUGCAAUUUGCAUCGCAAUCGGGAGCUGCGCGAUCUUUUCGUCGAUCUCUGUGAGAAGCUUAUUGAUCCUUGGCGUCAGAAUGGCUGGAACCGUGAGCAAGUGAAUAAAUUUUUGGCUUCCAUAACGCAAAGCGUUUUGGAUCUGGAAAUAUCAAGGGACCAAGAAACCAGAUGUCUUUGGGAUCGCUAUAUGCAGGUCAUAACGAUAUGCUUGGAUAAAAUGUAUCACAUUUAAGAUGUGAUUAAACUAAGGAUCAAAUAUAAAUAGUAUUU
Messenger RNA from Drosophila melanogaster (fruit fly), 1330 nucleotides. RefSeq names its product fibp (gene Fibp). The transcript is spliced from 9 exons. NCBI's taxonomy places the organism in Eukaryota, Metazoa, Arthropoda, Insecta, Diptera, Drosophilidae. Bases 216 to 1292 code for a protein of 358 amino acids. The record is from RefSeq and is marked reviewed.